AUGAAUUUAACUAUCACCGUUGAGGGAACAGAGCAAAUAUUGAAUAUAGAACUUCCGGGAGAUUUCGAGAUCGAUGAUUUUCUUGCCUAUUUGGAGUCCGAAACUCAGAUUCCAUCUAAAGAUCAAGUUCUCCUUUAUGAUAACAAGGAGCUACCGUUGAGAUCUCCAACUGUAAAGGUUUUAUCAGACUGGAAAUUGGAAGAGGAUACGCUUUUAAUUCUUAGAAAGACUACUUACAAUAUUCCAAAUUCUAAUAUCAACGAGCCAGCAAUUGAAUCUUCUUCGCAGAUGAAUCCAGAUAAAAUGCUGGAUUCCCCAUAUAUGAGUGAGCAAAUCGAGAAAACAAGGCAGCAAAUGCUCAGUAACCCAUCGAUGCAAAUGCAGAUUGACCCGGCACUAAGAAAUGUGUUGAAUGAUAAGAAUAAGUUUAAAGAAGAGAUGGUGAAGAUAUCAAAGCAAAGCUUCAAACGAGAAUUAGAGGAGAGACAUAAACUACAGCAGGUUUACAACAAUCCAGAUAGUGCAGAAAGCCAAAAGAAGAUCUUAGAAAUUAUUAGACAGCAGGCUAUCGACGAGAAUAUGAGGACUGCUAUGGAAGAAACACCAGAAACGUUUACCAAAGUGCACAUGCUAUAUAUAAACUGCGAGGUUAACGGGUUUCCAGUGAAGGCAUUUGUUGAUUCAGGUGCACAAAUGACGAUUAUGACUCCUGAAUUGGCCGAGAAGUGUGGAAUAAGCAGAUUGAUCGACAAAAGAUUCCAUGGAGAGGCCAGAGGUGUUGGAUUCGCCAAAAUCGAAGGACGAGUGCACUCUGCAAGCUUGAAAAUAGAAAACUCGUACUUUUCAUGCAGUUUUACUAUUGUUCCUUCGCCCAAUGUGCCGAUGUUGCUUGGAUUGGACAUGCUUCGAAGAUUUCAGGCUAUAAUUGACUUAAAACAAAACAAAUUGAUCAUGGGUGAGGCGGAAACCUUAUUUCUUCCUGAAUCUGAAUGUCCCGACAUAUCAGAUGGCAAUCCAGAAAGUGCGGGAUCCUUUGGAAGCAAUUUGUUUAGUCCGAAUAGUGGAUUUAAGCCCCAGUCUGGAGUGAAAAAGCCAGCAAAAGCUCCGAAAGUUUCGAAACGAGUGAAUGCUGAUCCAAAGAAAGUCGAACAGUUGGUUGCAAUGGGAUUUGAUCGCAAGCAGGCAGAGCUUGCAUUGAUUCAAACCAACAAUAACGUGGAUCUAGCAGCAGGCAUGCUGUUUGAUUGA
Molecule: messenger RNA, 1248 nt
Organism: Brettanomyces bruxellensis
Lineage: Eukaryota; Fungi; Ascomycota; Pichiomycetes; Pichiales; Pichiaceae
Exons: 1
Coding region: 1-1248 (415 amino acids)
Biological process (GO): proteolysis
Molecular function (GO): protein binding; aspartic-type endopeptidase activity
Source: RefSeq, a predicted model, not a curated record